AUGAAUCCAGUUAACAAUCAGCCGUACCACCUUCCAGUCGGCGCUAUCUGGUUGAUUACCGGAUGCUCGAGCGGCAUUGGUCGUGAGAUUGCCCAGUUUGUCGCAACCAAGCCAAACCAGCGUCUCAUUGCGACCGCGCGGGAUCCAUCUAGUCUUUCAUACCUUCCUGACAAUGACCCCAACAUCCUCAAGCUUCCGUUAGAUGUCACCUCUACUGCCUCGGUCAGCAAUGCCUUCAAGGCGGCAGCUGCACACUUUGGAGAGACCUAUCACAUCGACGUUGUUGUCAACAACGCCGGAUAUUCCCUCUCGGGGGAUACCGAAUCUGCAACUGACGAGGAAGCGCAUCAGGAGAUCGAAACCCUGUUUUUCGGUACGGCGCGUGUUACUAUGCAGGCCGUCAAGGUUAUGCGCCAGGAGAAGGAUCAUCGUGGUGGCUUGAUUUUUAACAUCUCCUCUUUGGCCGGAGUAUGUGCCUUCCCUGGCCAUGCGUACUAUCACGCGGGCAAAUUCGCCAUAGAAGGCUGGACGGAGUCUGUUGCCCGAGAAAUGCAUCCGGAUUGGAACAUCAACUUCUGCAUUGUCGAGCCAAGCGGCGUCAAGACUCAAUUUGAACAUGGCAGCAAGAAAUACAUGGAACCUCAUGAAGCCUAUGCAGCUGAUGACAUGCCGGCUCGAAAGUUGGAGGCUUGGGUUGGAAAAGGUCUCAAGUCUGGUGCUGGCAUCGAACCGGUUGCUAUCGCCGAAGCUCUGUUCAACGUUGCCAGUCGAGACGAAAAAGUUCCGCUUCACCUGCCUCUUGGUUCCACUGCUUACAAGCUGAUUAAGUCCAAGUUGGAGAAACGGCUUGAGGAUUUAGAGACUUUCAAAGAGCUGGGUGCCAUAGGUUAG
Messenger RNA from Venustampulla echinocandica, 891 nucleotides. RefSeq names its product Short chain dehydrogenase. The record is from RefSeq and is a predicted model, not a curated record. Lineage: Eukaryota; Fungi; Ascomycota; Leotiomycetes; Helotiales; Pleuroascaceae. The transcript has 3 exons. Bases 1 to 891 code for a protein of 296 amino acids.